This is a messenger RNA of Rosa chinensis, 1752 nucleotides long. RefSeq names its product receptor-like protein 19. Lineage: Eukaryota; Viridiplantae; Streptophyta; Magnoliopsida; Rosales; Rosaceae. Gene Ontology annotation, molecular function: protein binding. The record is from RefSeq and is a predicted model, not a curated record. Bases 1 to 1752 code for a protein of 583 amino acids. The transcript has 2 exons.
AUGAGUGGUGGGUCUAUGCAUUCUGGUUUGGUUGGGCUUGUGUGCCUGGCCAUUGCCUCUGCUAUUUGUUGUUCAAAUGUUGGAAGCUCUAACAACAUCAUGUGCUUGGAGAGUGAAAGGCAUGCUCUUCUCCAGUUCAAACAAGGCCUUGUGGAUGACUCCAAUGCUCUUGCCUCUUGGAAAAGUGAGAAAGCUUGCUGCAAGUGGAGAGGAAUAGCAUGCAACAACCAAACAGGUCAUGUCAUCAUUCUAGAUCUCUCUUAUAGUUAUUACGAUUCCACUAAAUGGAGAGGUGAAAUUAGUCCUUCACUACUUGAAUUGCCAUAUCUAAAUUACUUGGACCUCAGUUAUAAUGAUUUUGGAGGAAUGAUCAUUCCGAAGUUCAUUGGUUCUUUGAGUCAAUUGAAAGAGCUCAAACUUGCAGAUGCUAAUUUCAGUGGACCUGUUCCUCCCCAACUUGGAAACCUCUCUAAUUUGCACACUCUUGAUCUUUCCUCCAAUGAUUUUGAAGGAAUGAUGAUUCCCAAAUUCAUUGGCUCUCUGAGUCAAUUGAAAGAACUCAAACUUGCAGAUGCUAAUUUCAGUGGACCUGUUCCUCCCCAACUUGGAAACCUCUCUAAUUUGCACACUCUUGAUCUUUCCUCCAAUGAUUUUGAAGGAAUGAUGAUUCCCAAAUUCAUUGGCUCUCUGAGUCAAUUGAAAGAACUCAAUCUUGCAGAUGCUAAUUUCAGUGGACCUGUUCCUCCCCAACUUAGAAACCUCUCUAAUUUGCACACUCUUGAUCUUUCCUCCAAUGAUUUUGAAGGAAAGAUGAUUCCCAAAUUCAUUGGCUCUCUGAGUCAAUUGAAAGAACUCAAUCUUGCAUAUGCUAAAUUCAGUGGACCUGUUCCUCCCCAACUUGGAAACCUCUCUAAUUUGCACACUCUUGAUCUUCCCUCCAAUGAUUUUGAAGGAAUGAUGAUUCCCAAAUUCAUUGGCUUUCUGAGUCAAUUGAAAGAACUCAAACUUGCAGAAGCUAAUUUCAGUGGACCUGUUCCUCCCCAACUUGAAAACCUCACUAAUUUGCACACUCUUGAUCUUUCCUCCAAUGAUUUUGAAGGAAUGAUGAUUCCCAAAUUCAUUGGCUCUCUGGGUCAAUUGAAAGAACUCAAACUUGCAGAAGCUAAUUUCAGUGGACCUGUUCCUCCCCAACUUGGAAACCUCUCUAAUUUGCACACUCUUGAUCUUUACGGUAACCAAGUUGUUAGUUCAGAAAAUCUUGAGUGGUUAUCUCAUCUUUCUUCCUUGAGAUACCUGAACAUGUCAUGGCUGAAUUUGUCUGAGGCUGUGAAUUGGCCAGAAUCUUUGAGCAAGCUCACUUUACUGAGAGAGCUCGAGUUAUCCGAGUGUAACCUUCCUGAUGUCAAUCCAAGAUCACUUGCCUUUAUUAAUUCUUCCACCUCUCUUCAACUCCUUGACCUCUCUUAUAACUCUCUGAAUUCUUCAAUAUUUAAUUGGAUAGCCAAUCUUAGAGUCGUUGACCAAUUGUCUGAAAACAUUGAGGACUCUGUUAAAACCUUGUCUUGUGCUGAGAACACACUUGAGACCUUGGCCUUGGCAGGGAACCAGUUUUGGGGAUCGUUGCCGGAUUUCACACGUUUCUCAAAGUUAAGAGAGUUGUAUCUUGGCGCUAAUCAAGGAAAUGGGUCUGUACCCGAGAGUGUCGGGCAACUCUCUAGCCUUGAAACAUUAAUUCUUUCGGGAAUUCUUUGA